UUUGUUUCUUGUUUUUUGAAGUUGGAUUUAAAAUAUUCAAAGUUGUUGCACUUGCAUACUCAUUGGAUUUCUCUCAUUAGUGUUGAUUUCUUGAAUUCUGUUCAUCAUGUGUUUAUUCCUUUAUAUUUCGACUCUCUUAAUUGAAAAUCCUGAUUUCGUCGCCUUCAGUAUAUAUAGUGAUAUUUUGACUGGAUUGUUGAAACAAGUGACCAUAAAGAGGUAUAUGUGUAUGCAAUUCCCAUUUUUCUAAUUUUUAUGGUUAAAGCCAGUGUUGCAAAAGAUCGAAACUUUGACAUGGCGAUUGGAUUCAACAUCAACUAUAUAUACUAGAAAUAUAAUUUUAACCUUAUGUAUAACAAAUUUUUCAAUGGAAGGGGCUCAGAUGAACCCUAUUCGAAAUCCCCUUCUGGUACCCUAGCUCCGCCCAUGGAUGUUAUGCAUAGUUCAAGGUUAUAUCAUUAACAAUAUUUUGAACUAUAUUCUAAUUAAGACAACAAAUGAUUGAAACUUAAAUAUUUGAACUUAGAAAGAUUACAAUCAUAUGCAUUGGGAAUAGGCGAGAUGAGUCGAGGGUCUACUGGAAACAACCUCUUUAUGUUCCAAGAGGGGGGGUAAGUUUGAUUUUGAUACUUAAAACCAUGUUCUUUUGAGCUGUCAUGGCGAAUGGCGAUGUUGAAGAGCCUCUACUACGAGGCAAUGCAAAUUCAUCGAUUCGAUUUAGUGAUGUGAACUCAUUUAAGCGAAGGCGGUCUCAAUCUAGCAGCACUUGUUGUACUAUUAGUCAUACACAGAUAAAUAAUGAGGAACCCCCUCAUUACCCUGAGUUCAUUUCAACAAAGAGUUUUAGACUCAGAGAUGUACUCUUGUUCUUGUUUGUUUAUAUAGGAGUCGGAGCGAUUUGCUUCUUCAUCAUAAGCGAUCAAAUCGAGGGAAAAAAGACUAAUGGGAUUCUUGAUGCUAUAUACUUGUGUAUUGUUACAAUGACUACUGUUGGAUAUGGUGAUCUUGUUCCUAAAAGCAUCUUAGCUAAGUUUCUCGCGUGUGUUUAUGUGUUCACCGGUAUGGCUCUUGUUGGAUUUGUUCUGAGUAAAGCAGCAGAUAGUUUUCUUGAGAGGCAACAAAUCAUGUUUCUCAAAGCCAUAAAGAUGAGGAAAGAUAGUAUUGUUAGUUCAACAGAGGUUUUGAAAGAGGUAGAAACGAACAUCGAAAAGUACAAACUGUUAAGUACUUUGGCACUUCUUGUUGUACUUACUAUGCUUGGAACAAUUUUUCUAUGCCAAGUUGAGGAUUUGAAUUUGUUUGAUGCUUUUUAUUGUGUUUGUGCUACUAUUACUACACUGGGGUAUGGAGAUAAGAGUUUCUCGACGAAAUGGGGGCGUUUAUUUGCUUCUUUUUGGAUAUUGAUGAGCACAAUUUGUUUGGGACAGUUAUUUUACUCCCUUGCUGAGUUAUAUACAGAACAAAGGCGAAAAUCUAUGAUCAAAUGGGCUCUAACUCGCGAGUUGACAAAUUCAGACCUCCAGGCUGCAGAUCUUGAUCAUGACAGUGAAGUGAGCGCUGCAGAAUUCAUCGUCUAUAAACUUAAAGAGUUGGGGAAGAUAACUGAGGAAGACAUCUCUAUAGUGAUGGAGAGUUUCAAAUUACUUGAUGUUGAUCAUUCAGGCACAUUGACUGAAAAUGAUAUUGCACUUUUGCAGUCGUCGUCUCAAUCCAAAAGCUGAUAACACCCCUCUAAACAUCUUAUGCUUAGAUGAUAGAACUAUGGAAAUUGCAUAGAAAUUUUCGUUAACUUUCAAACCUAUGCACUUAAUGUUUGGAAAAAGGGAUGAUAGUUACAUUCAAGAUUCAAACAGAUCGAAAUAUGGUUAGUGAGAAUUCAUAUAGUCGACACAAACCUAUUUUAAAUUGAGGCAUAGUUAUCGUUGUUGUUAUUUCACGUCGUCUAUAAACUAAUUUUCUUCAAGACUAUUGCGAAGAAUGUAAGUUUAAGGCAUGUAAAAUUUUGAACAAAUUGAGACAUGUUACAUUGCCAAUAUCAUCUUAGUAGCUCUUUAAACAUGAACAAGAAUGUACAUUUAUCAAUCAUUUACCAUACAUACACUUUCCACCAGAGGCGGAUCCAGAAUUUUAAGAAACACCGUUUCCAAGGUCCUGGAUACACUAUUUUACACAUUUUAAGUAGAUUUAUUAACAUAAAUACAGAGUUUUGACCUAAGCUACUAGAUUCUCCCGAACCCUUAAGGCCUUCAGAACCGUUGCGGGCGACUGAAUAUUAGAACUCUUCAAGUUGCUCCUGGUGUUGGUGCCCUGCAAGAAAAUCAAGUAAUGAUCCUUCACUUUCUUUUACAUUGGAGAAUUCAACAGCUAAUGGUGGUACAUUAUUGAAGGCAAGAAUUGUGACUAAAAGUAGAGUUGUGGA
Molecule: messenger RNA, 2419 nt
Organism: Solanum lycopersicum (tomato)
Lineage: Eukaryota; Viridiplantae; Streptophyta; Magnoliopsida; Solanales; Solanaceae
Source: RefSeq, a predicted model, not a curated record